UCCGUCACUGAUCAUGACGCCUCACUCAGCGAAGCGGCACAUUCCUCUACCUGCGCGGGAGCAGCGGAGGCCGGCAUGACGUCAGUGUGAUGAUGUCACCGCCAGGACGAGCCUGCUGCGCGCUAUAAAGCCCGUUUCCUCACAGCCCCGAGUGACAGGCGCGCCCCUGUGCAGGAAGGAAGCAGUCUGUUCCGUGCCCCGGAGUAACUCGCUGCGGCUAUCGGGAACCUCCAGUGACUGCGGCCGGGUGCGGCUCUGUGUGUAGAGGCGGAGGAAUGAUACACUGACUGGCGGCAUGGAGAGAGCAGGAAGGUCCGCUCUGGAGCAGCACAGCCCGGGCUGCAGGCAGCAGAACGAGUGCGGACACAUGAGCGCCCAGCAGGCAGCCGGGGACAGCGGCUUAGUACGGGCGCAGACAUCAACCAUUCAGAACAACCGUCCGGAGCAGAUCGUAAAGGAUGACUAUGAAAAAUUGGGGACACUGUUUGGUGAAAUCAAUAAAAUUCUACUUGACACUGGCUUCUCCCGAAUGUACUUUGGUGAAAGGACUGUGGAACCUGUGCUCCUGUUGUUUUUUGGAGUCAUGCUUUGGUUCCUUGGUUUACAAGCUCUAGGACUGGUGUCCAUACUCUGCCUCGUAAUUCUUCAUAUACAGUCAUGAUGACAUGUGGGAUUGGAUUGUUUUAUGGAAGAGUAAUAUAUUUAAAAGAGAACCACCUAUCUUAAAGAACAUGGCACAAGCAAUAUUUUAAAGUCAGAAAAUUUUCUGUUAGCACAUUGUGUAAAUGUUUUUUGCAUUGAACAAUUAAAUUCUGUU
Hyla sarda is the source of this 817-nucleotide messenger RNA. RefSeq names its product family with sequence similarity 241 member A (gene FAM241A). NCBI's taxonomy places the organism in Eukaryota, Metazoa, Chordata, Amphibia, Anura, Hylidae. The record is from RefSeq and is a predicted model, not a curated record. Bases 296 to 661 code for a protein of 121 amino acids. The transcript is spliced from 2 exons. Gene Ontology annotation, cellular component: intracellular membrane-bounded organelle.